UGUUGUUAUUGGUACGUAGGUAAGAGCAACUUUGAAGCUACAAAGCACAAAUUGUCGCCUAAGCAUGAAACUCCAUUCUCCGUAGUGUGAUAGCGUGAACAGAGCGAUUAAGUUGGCUUUCUACUCGUAACCACCUUAAAAAAGUGAAGAAGCGUUUACACACGCCUCCAUGUCAAGCAAAACGCUGACCAAAAGGCGCAGCAAAGCAGGUGGUCGCAACGGUGAAGGGCGGCUGGCGCUGGAAGCGUUCUUUAUACGACUACGGUGCCGGCCAUCAAAAAAACGAAACUCCGCUGUUCGCGGUCGUGAUCUGCCGAAUGUGAGUAGAGCAGCGGUCAAGAAACGUUGGCCUGUCAUGAAACGACAGCGUGCAGCGUUGAGCGCUGCGGACUUGAUCUUUUCCUCUACGCCUAUCGUUCCAGUGGUGCUAUGGCGACCUUCAUCCUCGAUUUCCUUCGGGCAUGGCUCAAAGAUUUAUUAGAGCCAUACCCACCGCCCUCCCUGAUCAACAUGCGCCGAGGUCUUCCAGGACACCCUGACAAUCCUCUGAUGGUGAGCUCUCGAC
Messenger RNA from Phanerochaete carnosa HHB-10118-sp, 565 nucleotides. RefSeq lists its product as uncharacterized. NCBI's taxonomy places the organism in Eukaryota, Fungi, Basidiomycota, Agaricomycetes, Polyporales, Phanerochaetaceae. The coding region runs from base 170 to 481 and encodes 103 amino acids. The transcript has a single exon. The record is from RefSeq and is a predicted model, not a curated record.